Molecule: messenger RNA, 1373 nt
Organism: Sycon ciliatum
Lineage: Eukaryota; Metazoa; Porifera; Calcarea; Leucosolenida; Sycettidae
Product: actin-3-like
Exons: 3
Coding region: 43-1176 (377 amino acids)
Source: RefSeq, a predicted model, not a curated record
CCGUUAGUUUGCAAUGGUGGCAUCACCUCUCCUUCCGAUAGAAUGUGUGACGAUGAUACCGCCGCUAUUGUCGUAGACAAUGGUUCGUAUACGUGCAAGGCCGGGUUCGCCGGUGAUGACGGGCCAAGAGCAGAAUUCAAGACGGUUGUUGGCCGUCCGAAAGAAGUUGGCAGUAUGGUGGGUGCGAGUCAGAGAGACACAUAUGUAGGAGACGAGGCUCAGCCAGCUCGGGGUAUAUUGUUUCCAAACAGGAGACCUAUCGAACACGGUAUCAUCACAAACUGGGACGAUAUGGAGAAGAUCUGGCAUCACACGUUCUACAAUGAGCUCCGCAUUGCUCCAGAAAAGCAUCCUGUGCUGCUCACAGAGGCGCCCAUGAAUCCCAAGCAGAACAGGGAGAGGAUGACUCAGAUCAUGUUCGAGACGUUCAACGUACCCGCUACGUAUGUAUCCAUUCAAGCGGAACUUUCUCUCUACUCGUCUGGUCAAACCACGGGGAUAGUCCUGGAUUCUGGUGACGGCGUCUCACAUCUUGUACCCGUUCACGAAGGCUACAGUGUUCCUAAUCUGAUCUCCAAGAUCGACAUUGCGGGCAGAGGUCUAACGGAUUAUCUGAUGAAAAUUUUGACUGACCGUGGCUACUCGUUCACGACGACUGCCGAUCGCGAGAUCGUCCGUGACAUCAAGGAGAAACAUGCCUAUGUAGCCCUGGACUUUGACCAGGAGAUGACCACGGCACCACGCAGCUCUACACUGGAGAAGAGCUAUGAGCUACCAGAUGGACAGGUCAUUAGUAUUGGAAAUGAACGCUUCCGCUGUGCUGAAGCUCUCUUCCAGCCAUCUUUGCUCGGCGUGGAGCAGGCUGGCAUACCCGAGAUGAUACGCAGGAGCCUUGUAGCGUGCGACGUGGAAGUCGGCAAAGAUCUCCGCUGCAGCAGCAUUGUUUUGUCUGGCGGUAACACCAUGUUCCCAGGUAUAAGGGAGCGCUUGCAGAAGGAAAUCUCUGCGCUCGUAAACAGCUCCAUGAAAGUGGACAUAGUCGCUCCACCGGAGAGGAGAUAUGCUGCGUGGAUCGGUGGCUCUAUUCUGGCCUCACUGUCUACAUUCCAGCAGGUGUGGAUCUCCAAACAAGAGUACGAUGAAUCUGGGCCCAGCAUCGUGCAACGAAAGUGUUAGGUCAAAUUCACAUAAUGCGGUCACGAUAAUACUCAGAAUUGAUACAAUACUAUCAUUGUCCCCUUUUUAUUUAUUUUUCAUGCCUACCAGGUUCGGCCUCAUUUUCUCUGUGCUGCGCUCAUGGGUACACGAAGGACGAAACAGUUCUGUUCUGUUGAGUAUUUUGCUCUUGCUCUUGUAGUAGUUGAGCACUCUCA